Messenger RNA from Rhodotorula graminis WP1, 1949 nucleotides. RefSeq lists its product as uncharacterized. Gene Ontology annotation, biological process: L-histidine biosynthetic process. The transcript is spliced from 3 exons. Bases 17 to 1885 code for a protein of 622 amino acids. Gene Ontology annotation, molecular function: imidazoleglycerol-phosphate synthase activity; oxo-acid-lyase activity. The record is from RefSeq and is a predicted model, not a curated record. NCBI's taxonomy places the organism in Eukaryota, Fungi, Basidiomycota, Microbotryomycetes, Sporidiobolales, Sporidiobolaceae.
CCCUCGACUCGCCACAAUGCUGUACCUCCUCGAUUACGGUGCAGGCAACGUAGCUUCGCUCGCCAACUCGGUGCGCAAGCUCGGCUACGAGUUCAAGUGGGUCCAGACGCCCGAGGACAUCGACAAGGCCGACCGCAUCCUGUUCCCGGGCGUCGGCGCGUUCGGCUCCGCCAUGGCCGGCCUCCGCAAGCGCGGCUUCGUCGAGCCGCUCAAGGCCUACAUCGCGUCGGGCCGGCCCUACAUGGGCAUCUGCAUCGGCAUGCAGGCCCUGUUCGAGGAGUCGGACGAGUCGCCCGAGGACAAGGGCCUCGGCAUCAUCCCGGCCAAGGUCGGCCGCUUCUCGUCGGCCGACAAGAGCGUCCCGUGCAUGGGCUACAACGGCGCGACCGAGCGUCGCGACAUCGGCGACGAGGGCCGCGAGGCGUACGGCCUCGGCGACGGCGGCGACAGCUACUACUUCGUCCACUCGUACCGCGUCGACGCGACCCAGCCGGGCGUCGAGGACUGGUCCCUCACGUGGACCCAGUACGGCGACGAGAAGUACGUCUCGUCGGUCCAGAAGGGCAACGUGUUCGGCACCCAGUUCCACCCGGAGAAGAGCGGCGCCGCCGGCCUCGCCGUCGUCGAGGCGUGGCUCCGGUCGACCGACCCGACCAAGGGCGGCAAGGGCAUGCUCGACACGAGCGUCAAGCCGCUGCGCCCCAUCACCGACGUCGACGCCGACCUCGUCCGCAAGGGCUUCACCAAGCGCAUCGUCGCGUGCCUCGACGUGCGCGCCAACGACGACGGCGACCUCGUCGUGACCAAGGGCGACCAGUACGACGUGCGCGAGGCCGACGACUCGGCGACGACCGCCGACGAGCACGCGUCGGGCGCACCUGAAGAGUCGGCCGCGACGUCGCCCUCUGCGCCCGUCGCCGAGACGACCCUCCCGACCUCGACCUCGACCGUUUCGUCCGACCCGUCGGCGCCUCCUCCCGCCAAGCGCCAGCGCCAGGUGCGCAACCUCGGCAAGCCUGUCGACCUCGCACGGCGGUACUACGCCGAGGGCGCCGACGAGGUCGCGUUCCUCAACAUCACGUCGUUCCGCUCGUGCCCGCUCCACGACCAGCCCAUGCUCGACGUCAUCCGGCAGGCCGCCGAGACGGUCUUUGUCCCGCUCACGAUCGGCGGCGGCAUUCGCGACACGACCGACCCGGACGGCACGUCGCGCUCGGCGCUCGAGGUCGCGGGCACCUACUUCCGGUGCGGCGCCGACAAGGUGUCGAUCGGCUCGGACGCCGUCUUUGCCGUCGAGGAGCUCCUCGCCGCCGACGGCGCCAAGUCGGGCAAGUCGGGCAUCGAGCAGAUCUCGUACGCGUACGGCGCGCAGGCCGUCGUCGUCUCGUUCGACCCGAAGCGCGUGUACGCCGCCUCGCUCGACGACAUUCCCGCCGUCCACCGCCCGUCGGCCGUCGACCUGUCUGCGCCGCUCGCGUCGACGCCCGACACGCCGCUGCGCGCCGACCUCGGGCCCAAGGGCGAGCAGUUCUGCUGGUACCAGUGCACGGUGCGCGGCGGGCGCGAGACGCGCGACAUCGACGUCGUCCAGCUCGCGCAGGGCGUCGAGAAGCUCGGCGCCGGCGAGAUCCUCCUCAACUCGGUCGACAAGGACGGGUCCAAGUCGGGCUUCGACUGCCGCCUCGUCGACCUCGUGCGCCGCAGCGUCGGGAUCCCGGUCGUCGCGUCGAGCGGCGCGGGCAAGGUCGACGACUUCAGCGAGGUGUUUGCGGUGACGGACGUCGAGGCGGCACUCGCGGCGGGCAUCUUCCACCGCAAGGAGGUGCCGAUCGAGGACGUCAAGGCGCACCUCGUCAAGGAGGGCGUCAAGGUCAGGCGCGUUUAGAGCACGGUUCGGCGCGGUAGACUAGACGGUCGAGCACUGUAAUUCAUCGCGCUUAGUCUCUAUC